Molecule: messenger RNA, 1348 nt
Organism: Monopterus albus (swamp eel)
Lineage: Eukaryota; Metazoa; Chordata; Actinopteri; Synbranchiformes; Synbranchidae
Gene: mrpl19
Product: mitochondrial ribosomal protein L19
Exons: 6
Coding region: 65-937 (290 amino acids)
Biological process (GO): translation
Cellular component (GO): mitochondrial large ribosomal subunit; ribosome
Molecular function (GO): structural constituent of ribosome
Source: RefSeq, a predicted model, not a curated record
AAACUACAUCAGUGCGAACGUCGCGCAUCAAUGACGUUUGUCGUGCGACAACAGAAGGUCAGACAUGGCUGUCUGCAGGAAAGGGCUCCACGAGUUUAUCUUUUCCUUGAGGUUAUUACGAAACUUGCAGUUUCAAAAUGAACGGUUUUUUUCAGCGUCUCUUUGUCGUUUUGUUGGUGUGGAUAACAGCGAGCCACCCAAAUUCACCCCUCCACCUAAACCAGUCAUUGUAGAUAAAACACGGACAGGGGCACCUUUGCGAACGUUUCUGAGCCCAGAGUUCAUCCCUCCCAGACAAAGAAUAAACCCUUUAAAGUUUUUCAUUGAGAGGACGGAUAUGAUCCGCAGGAGGAAAGUGCUCGACAUCCCUGAAUUCUAUGUAGGGAGUAUCUUAGGGGUGACCAUGGCCGACCCGAAUGCUAGUGGGAAAGUAAACCGUUUUGUUGGCAUCUGUAUCCAGAGGGGUGGAAAGGGGCUGGGAGCUACAUUUGUCCUGAGGAACAUCAUUAAUAGCCAAGGUGUGGAGAUCUGCUACGAGCUGUACAGCCCUCGGAUCCAGAAGAUUGAGGUGCUGAAGCUGGAGAAGAGGCUGGAUGACAACCUGAUGUACCUGAGAGAUGCUCUGCCUGAAUACAGCACUGUGGAUCCAGACAUGAAGCCUGUGCCCUUCUCCCCAACUGAAGAGGUGCCAGUCAACACGAUCAAAGUGAAGAUGCGUCCAAAACCGUGGUCUAAACGAUGGGAACGACCCAAGUUCAACAUCCAGGGCAUUGCCUUUAGCCUGUGCCUGACCCCAGAGAAGAUGGAGCAUGCGCAGAAGUGGGCACAGCCCUGGCUGGAGUAUGACAUGCUGAAGGAGUACGACACGACCAAACUAGAGGAGGAGAUCCUCAGGGAGGUCCAGAAAGAGAUGAACAAGUGUGAAAGGGCCUCCUAAAAUUCAAAUGUUCUUCAGUUUUACUAUCAGCACAGACUUUCCAGGAAUGCGUAAAGACUUGAGUAUGAGGUUUGCAUGGACGUGGGCCUCUCUGCUCGACUGUGAUCAGUGUUUCACCCAGAUGGUGGAGUGUGCUUUGUGUUUGUCUUAUCUUUCAGUCUGCUGUACAAUAUGAGUUCUAUAUUUGGCUUUAGGUAUGACACUUAUCAUUAUGCACACACUUAAAUGGUUUCUAUAAUAAAAGCUAUUAAAGCUUUGGAGUUGCAUUAUUGUAAAUCUUGUUUCUCUUGACUAUUAUAGUUUUUGUCUGAACACUAGGUGGCGCUAUGUCUCUGCAUCAAUCUUUGUGUUCUCCUUGUUUUGAGGGAAACUCCUCUUAUGCUAAAUAAACCAUGUAUUAUUUCAGUUAAA